Molecule: messenger RNA, 1113 nt
Organism: Juglans microcarpa x Juglans regia
Lineage: Eukaryota; Viridiplantae; Streptophyta; Magnoliopsida; Fagales; Juglandaceae
Product: protein DMP2-like
Exons: 1
Coding region: 103-723 (206 amino acids)
Biological process (GO): endomembrane system organization
Source: RefSeq, a predicted model, not a curated record
UAGUUAAUUAGUUCCCAUAACGCAAAGAAACAUUUCGUUUCUUAUCCUCCAGCAAUCAUCCCCAAGAAUAAUCCCACCAAAAAACACUCGUAUCGAAUAGCCAUGGGUGCAUCCAAGUCUAAGGAAAGCUCCCAGAGAUUAACCAUUAAAGACGAAACAUUAUCAGGUCUUGGAAACCUAGUGAGGUUCCUCCCGACGGGGACAGUCUUCACGUACCAGUUCCUCAGCCCUACCUUAUCCAACUAUGGCCACUGCAACACCUAUAACAAGUUCCUCACUGCCAUCCUCGUUGGUCUCUGCGGUCUGGCUUGCUUCUUUUCUACUUUCACUGACAGUUAUGUCGGAGAUGACAAGAAAACCCACUACGGGAUUGCAACGUCGAAGGGUCUUUGGCCCUCGCCAGAGUCCAAGAACGUCGACUUGUCGGCCUAUAAGCUUCGGUUUGCCGACUUCGUUCAUGCCUUCUGUACGGUGACUGUGUUUGGAGUCGUCGUGCUUUUGGAUCAAAAUACUGUGGGGUGCUUCUAUCCGGUGUCGGACUCCAUUGAGAAAACUUUGCUCAAGAUGUUGCCUCCUGCUGUUGGUGUGGUGUCGAGUGUGGUUUUCAUGGCUUUUCCUAACAAGCGCCAUGGAAUCGGAUACCCUAGAAGUAGUAGUAGUACUGAUCAGUCUUCCAGGGAUUCCAAGUCUACUGGCGGAGAAGUAUCCUUAACGGAAGCCUAAAGAAUUAAGUUCAAGUACUGUUGCCUUGUUUUCGUGUGUAUAAAUUCCUAUGUUUAUAUAUAAGGUUUGACGAGAUACCUACUUAAUUUGUUGCAUGGCGCGCGUGAUCAGGUUGUAACUUGUGAAUCUUCACAGGAUUUUCAGUUCGCUUGUGCUUUAAUUUGUGGAGAAAUAAUAUCCCAGCUCCAGAGAAAAAUCUAAUUAAGGACGUUUGUGUAUGGUUGAAUAUUUCUUCUUUCUUGUGGUUUCUGCUUGGAGAAAUACCCUUGAAUGAUCAGACAAACCUAAGGAAAUUUGUGUAUGGUUAUGUAUUCUUCUUCUUCUUACGUUGUUAUUCAUGUGGUUUCCCUCUUUAUAAUAAGGUUAGACAUCAUGGUAUAUAUGUUUGCU